Phoenix dactylifera (date palm) is the source of this 1334-nucleotide messenger RNA. The record is from RefSeq and is a predicted model, not a curated record. NCBI's taxonomy places the organism in Eukaryota, Viridiplantae, Streptophyta, Magnoliopsida, Arecales, Arecaceae.
UUCUUUUCUCUCUCCCUUCAGUUUGCCUUCCUCCCCGAUGCACCCAAAAGAUAGUAAGACAUUCAGCAAGAGACAAAGCUAAGAGAGAUCGAUAAGAGCGAGAGAUGCCUCAGGCUCCUUCGACAAGGUGGUGCCCAACACCAAAGCAACUGAUGAUUCUUGAAGAGAUGUAUAGGAGUGGAGUUCGGACUCCCACUGCUUCUCAGAUACAGCAGAUAACGGCCUACCUCUCCCAUUAUGGAAGGAUUGAGGGAAAGAAUGUGUUCUAUUGGUUCCAGAACCACAAGGCCAGAGACCGGCAGAAGCUCCGGAGGAGACUCAGCAGGCACCACCACCUUCUCCACUCCUGCUCCCACCCACACUCUCUUCACUUCUCGGAGGAAACCUUCCAUUCUCCACCACCACCUCCUCCUCUUCCAUUCUACACCAGAUCCUACCUCACUUCCUCCACCGGGUCCCCCUCACCUCUUCCUCCUCCCUCCCACUUUGUCAUUGUUUCUCGGGAGGAUGCUGCCAAGAGGCAACCAGAGGACUAAAUUUGCUGCCCAAAUUGGAGACCGUCGGACGAGAAGAAACACCAGCGAUGGCAAGCAACAUGGAGUAUGGGUACGAGUGGAUGGUGAAGAUGGAUGCGGGCUCGGCCGUUCCACUGCUUUGCCGGCCUCUCAGGACUCUGGAUCUCUUCCCCACCAAGAGCACCGGGCUCAAGGAUGAGUGCAGCACCAGCAAGUCCUCCUCACGCUCGACGUCCACCAACUUAUCUCCAUAACUGAUAGCCUCUCUAACUGGCUAGAUCGAUGUCUAUCCGCCUGGGCCUAUCUAUUACGUAUCAAUGAAUCCUUUUCCUCUUCUUCCCUUCCACUGGUGAUGCUAAGGUACUGUUGUAUGGCCACUGUAGAAUAAAAGGAGCUCCUUGUGCGACUCAGUACGCCAACCUGCAGGCACUGUUCCUCUUUUGUUUUUCUUUUCCAAAUUGGAGUCCAUGGCAGUAUUGGGUGGAUUUCUCUUUCCAAUUCCCGGUUUGCUUUGGAUUUUCUGCUCUCAUAUCUGCCUCUUGUUUCUAAAAGCUGCCAUGCUCCUUGGAAGACUUGUUGAUAUCGGCCUUUAUAUUGGUUUUAAGACCAGUCAAUGAGACGCAAAACACUAGGCCCCCACCCCUUCUUUCCCUCCCUCUAUUUCUGUAGAGAGAGCGAGAAGAGAGCGGGGUCGGAGCUGAGGCCAAAUGACAAGACCGGGCGCUGGAGCAGCCCCUUUCUGUUUUGGAUUUCGAUCGGAACGGCAGCCUUUUUCUACUGCAAAAGGUACAUAAAAAAAGAGUGGAAACGAAGGAGGAG